Catharus ustulatus (Swainson's thrush) is the source of this 8780-nucleotide messenger RNA. RefSeq names its product multiple PDZ domain crumbs cell polarity complex component (gene MPDZ). Bases 310 to 6738 code for a protein of 2142 amino acids. Gene Ontology annotation, molecular function: protein binding. The transcript is spliced from 50 exons. The record is from RefSeq and is a predicted model, not a curated record. NCBI's taxonomy places the organism in Eukaryota, Metazoa, Chordata, Aves, Passeriformes, Turdidae.
GCGGCACCGCUCCGCUGGAGACAGGCAGGGGCCAGCCUGCCGCCGCCCUCGCUUCACAGACGAGCUGGGGAGAUAAACCGGAGCAGCCCGGCUCCGGUGUCAUCCCGGCCAGGCGUGCGCUCCGGCAGCCGCGGGGAGACAAACUUCGCGGGAAGAGCCGCGACAGAGCGGCAGCCGCGAGCGUGCCCACCUAUCCCCCGGGUACUCCCGCCCCCCGUCGCUCCGGGCGGCCGCGCAGCCCGCCCCGGUGAGGGGAAAUAUUUACUUGUCUCUUUCCAGUGUUGAAGUAGAAGCUGAGAAGCAGAAAGCAUGUUGGAAACAAUUGAUACACAUCGGGCCCUCCAGGCCAUGGAGCGCUUACAGGCAAAACUUCGGGAUCGAGGUGACAUUGCAAAUGAGGAGAAACUGAGCCUACUAAAAUCAGUGCUGCAGAGUCCUUUAUUUAAUCAAAUUCUGAGCCUUCAGACUUCUGUUCAACAGCUGAGAGAUCAGGUGAAUAUUACACCUUCCAUACAUUCCAGUGGUGAAUUCCCUCAGCUUCUCCAUCAUGGUGUGAAUGUGGGGUCCUUGCCACUCAAUGAGUCGUAUUUGUUGGCUCAGCAGAAUGGCAGCCCAGCUAAUGCAUUAGAAGCAUCAAUGAGAUCCAUUACUCCUCAGAUUAAUGGGAAAUUUUCUAGUGAUGACUUUGAGCAGCUCAUCAAAAACAUGUCCCAGGGUCGUCUUGUUGAGACAAUUGACCUUGUUAAACCUGUAAGUGGUGGUCUGGGCUUCAGUGUUGUGGGACUCAAGAGUGAAAACAGGGGAGAACUUGGAAUAUUUGUGCAAGAAAUCCAGGAGGGAAGUGUGGCACAUAGAGAUGGAAAGCUGAAGGAAGCAGAUCAAAUCCUUGCUAUUAAUGGACAAGCCCUUGAUCAGACAAUUACACAUCAACAGGCUAUCAGCAUUUUGCAGAAAGCAAAAGAUAAUGUCCAGCUAGUUGUGGCUAGAGGCACUUUCCCUCAGCUCAUCAGUCCUGUAGUUUCCCGGUCUCCAUCUGCUGCUAGCACAGUUUCAGCCCAUUCCAACCCGGUUCACUGGCAGCAUGUGGAGACCAUAGAGUUGGUGAAUGAUGGCUCAGGUCUGGGAUUUGGGAUAGUGGGAGGAAAGUCAACUGGAGUGAUUGUUAAAACCAUCCUCCCAGGAGGGGUGGCUGAUCAGCAUGGAAGAUUGUGUAGUGGAGAUCACAUCUUGAAAAUUGGUGAUACAGACCUAGCUGGAAUGAGCAGUGAGCAGGUGGCACAAGUUCUAAGGCAGUGUGGAAAUAGAGUGAAACUGGUAAUUGCAAGAGGUCCUGUUGAAGAGCCACUUGUACCAGCAGUUCCUCCAGGUACACCAGUACCCACCUCUACACCAGAGAAACAGGAUGAUACUUCUAUUGAUAACUGUGAAGAUGGGGAGAAAUUCAAUGUUGAACUCACUAAAAACAACCAGGGUUUAGGAAUAACAAUUGCUGGUUACAUUGGAGACAAGAUAUCAGAACCUUCUGGUAUCUUUGUAAAAAGUAUUACAAAAGGCAGUGCUGUUGAACAUGAUGGCAGAAUCCAUGUGGGAGAUCAAAUUAUAGUUGUGGAUGGAACAAAUCUUCAGGGUUUUACUAACCAGCAAGCAGUUGACGUUUUGCGGCACACAGGACAAACGGUUCAGCUCACUUUGAUAAGAAGAGGUCUUAAGCAGGAAAAUCGUAUUCCACCUCAGGAGGACUUCAGUGCUCCUGUUGAAAAGGACUUACUAUUCCAAGCAAUGGAUAGUACCACAGCCAAAGAUAACCAUGAAACAGAGCAGAGAUCCCCAUCACUGCCGUGCUGUGCCAGAGUGGUAAAUAUUGGAGAUGACAUGAAACAACAGGAAACAAGUUCUCAAGAUUUCGUGCUAACUAGUACAGAAGAAGCAACUGCAAAGAUAAAAUGGCAGAGGAUUAUGGGUUCAAAUUAUGAAAUUGUGGUGGCUGUGGUUAACAAAUUUAGUGAAAGCAGUGGGUUAGGGAUAAGCCUUGAAGCUACAGUGGGUCAUCAUUUCAUCAGAUCUAUCUUACCUGAAGGGCCAGUUGGACGAAGCGGCAAGCUGUUCAGUGGAGAUGAGCUCCUGGAAGUGAAUGAGAUCUCUCUACUUGGAGAAAACCACAAGGAUGUGGUCAGUAUCUUGAAAGAGCUGCCCAUUAAGGUGACAAUGGUGUGCUGUCGUCCAGUAGCUCUGCCUGUCACUCAACCAGAAAUAUUGGAGAGUCUAAGCCUAUCUGAGGUUCAGCUCACAGAAAAGGGUCACAUAGAACUUGGAUGCAUUGGCUCCUCAGACACAGAGGGAAUAACUUUGGAAACAGCUGAUGAGGGUCAGAGUAUGGAAGAGGUGCAAAGCUCAUCUCUGGCAAUGUGGGAAACAGAAGUGCAAUGCAUUGAGCUGGAGAAAGGGAGUACGGGGCUUGGAUUUAGCAUAUUGGACUAUCAGGAUCCUGUUGAUCCAGCAAACACUGUCAUUGUGAUUCGCUCAUUAGUUCCUGGGGGUGUGGCUGAGCAAGAUGGUAGACUUCUUCCUGGAGAUCGGCUAAUGUUUGUCAACGAUAUCAACUUGGAAAAUGGCAGCCUGGAGGAAGCAGUGCAAGCACUGAAAGGAGCCCCAACAGGAACAGUUAAAAUAGGAGUUGCCAAACCGUUGCCUCUUUCACCUGAGGAGGGCUAUGUCUCUGCUAAGGAAGAUUGCUUUUUCUACACUGCCCAGUCACUUGAGGAGGAGGGGCCAGCUGAUGCAGCCCUCUUCCAUGCUGAGCUGGCUCUGGUGGACUCUGGCGAGGCAGAUCUAGCGGAUGAGUCCACCUUUGAAUCACAGUAUUCUCUAGAGAGAGACGUCUUCCAGGAAUCAGUGACAGCUCUGCAUGACAGUGCCUGUAGCGGUGAGGUGAAUGACGGCUUCUCUCUUCCAUUAUCAACGCUGAAGUCUGUUGGAGAAGAAUGCCCAAAUGCUGCAGCUGAUUUCCAUGUAUCUGAGAAGAAUCUGUUCAACAUGAGUCUGAAUCAAAAACUGAGAGAUGAAAAGUCUGUAGUGGACAGUAGCCUGGAAACUGCAAGUGAUUUUGCUAAAACAGAUCUUCUGACUCUGGAGGUUUCAGAUAUCAACCAAAAUGAAAGUGAAAAUGCAGCAACAUGGACUGGAUCUCAGACAGCCUCAGAAAUUGUGCUAAAUACAAGCCUUGCUACUACCACACAGAUUGAGCCCAAUGAAAAAGAUCAAUUGCUUUUAAUGGAAAAGAGAUGCCCAGUAUCUUUGGAGGGAAGUUCCAUACUACCAAAUUCAGUCAAAAAUGUGUAUGAGAAGACUAUCACUAUUGCAAAAGGCAAUUCAAGCCUGGGAAUGACAGUAAGUUCCAAUAAGGAUGGUUUGGGAAUGAUAGUUCGCAGUGUUAUCCAUGGAGGCUCAAUAAGUCGUGAUGGACGGAUUGGUGUAGGGGACUGCAUCCUGUCCAUUAAUGAAGAGUCAACCACUAACUUAACCAAUGCACAAGCCCGGGCUCUGCUGAGACGACAUUCACUUAUUGGACCAGACAUAAAAUCUUCUCCAGCACCUGUUGAUGAUCAGGCCCUCUGUUAUGUUAUUACGUAUGUGCCAGCAGAAAAUUUAGACGAGUACAGGGCCAGUUUGGGACAACAGACAGAGGAAGCUGUGCCACUUGAACUUUUUCCUUCACAUAUUGUCAGGGAACUCCCAGAGCUUCCAGAACGUGAAGAGGGGGAGGGAGAAGAAAGUGAACUUCAAAAUGCGGCUUUCAGUAACUGGAACCAGCCCAGAAAAGUCGAACUCUGGAGAGAGCCUAGCAAGUCAUUGGGGAUCAGCAUUGUUGGAGGACGAGGGAUGGGCAGCCGCCUGAGUAAUGGGGAAGUGAUGAGAGGGAUCUUUAUCAAACAUAUCCUGGAAGACAGUCCAGCUGGCAAAAAUGGAACACUGAAAACUGGAGAUCGGAUUGUAGAGGUGGAUGGAAUUGACCUCAGAGAUGCCAGCCACGAACAAGCUGUGGAAGCCAUACGGAAGGCAGGCAAUCCUGUAGUCUUUAUGGUACAGAGCAUUAUAAGCAGACCAAGGCCAGAGUCUCUUUAUAGCCCUUCUUCAGCUUCUGCUCCCUGUGGGCAGAAAAUUACUAACCCAUUUUAUCGUCAGCCAUCUAAGAACCCUUCCCUACCUUUCCCGCAGAACAGUGUUUUCAGUAGGCCAACUGUCUUCAGCAGCUCUAACCCAUUUGCUGAUUCUUCUCAGUUCAACACUGCUCAGGAGAUAUCGAAUCCAAUUAGGGUUACCUUCCGUUGUUCCCCAACUAACCCUUUUGCUCCCACACCAUUCAAGACAUUUGGUCAGUCUGAUACAGAAUCAGAAAAGACUUCGCUUUGUAAUGUGCCUCUGCCCCCUCCUUCAGCAUUUUCAGGAAUUAGCUGUGAUGUUGCACAGUCAUCUAUCAGACUCCCAGAAGAUGUGGAGAAGGAGGAUGAGUUCGGUUACAGCCGGAAAAAGAUUGUGCAGCGCUAUGGAAAUCUACCAGGGGAGCUACACAUAAUUGAGCUGGAAAAAGGAAAGACAGGUCUGGGACUUAGUCUUGCUGGUAACAAAGACCGAUCCAGGAUGAGUGUCUUUAUAGUGGGAAUUGAUCCAAAUGGAGCAGCUGGAAAAGAUGGCAGGUUACAGAUUGCAGAUGAGUUGCUAGAGAUAAAUGGCCAAAUCCUUUAUGGAAGGACUCAUCAGAAUGCUUCUUCAAUAAUCAAAUGUGCACCGUCUAAAGUUAAAGUCAUCUUUAUCAGAAACAAAGAUGCAGUAAAUCAGAUGGCUGUUUGCCCUUCAAAGUCAGUAGAGGCUUCACAGUGUUCUUCAGGAGCACAUCAAGAGAUUGAUAUCAAUGUUGCCAACCCGAGUGCAUUUUCUGACUUGAGUUCAUGUAAAAACCUUCUGUAUGUGGAACUUCCUAAGGAUCAAGGAGGCUUUGGAAUUGCCAUUAGUGAAGAAGACACAACUAAUGGAGUAGUUAUUAAAAGCUUAACAGAUCAUGGUGCAGCUGCAAAGGAUGGACGUGUCAAAGUUGGAGAUGUCAUUCUGGCAGUGGAUGAUGAAAUUGUUGUGGGAUAUCCUGUAGAAAAGUUUAUUAGUCUCCUGAAGACAUCCAAAUCUGUGGUGAGGCUUACAAUCAAUCCAGCAGAAACAGGUAACCUGACUACAGCACCAGCCCCUCCCAGCACUGUCCCAGCAGAGAAGAGGAAUAUGCAACCACCAGCACCUGUCCCCACUUCCAGCUCACCAGAACCAGAAGCAGUCAAAAACACAAGCAGGUCUUCAACUCCAGCCAUGUUAACCUCUGACCCAGCUACUUGUCCCAUCAUUCCUGGAUGUGAAACAACCAUUGAUAUCUCCAAAGGGCGGACUGGUCUUGGUCUGAGCAUUGUUGGAGGAGCAGACACUUUGCUGGGAGCAAUCAUUAUCCAUGAAGUGUAUGAAGAAGGAGCAGCAUCUAAAGAUGGACGACUGUGGGCUGGUGAUCAGAUACUAGAGGUAAAUGGAAUUGACCUCAGGAAUGCUACACAUGAUGAAGCCAUUAAUGUCCUCCGACAGACACCCCAAAAAGUUCGUCUAACUGUGUACAGAGAUGAAGCCCAGUACAAGGAGGAAGACAUGUAUGAUGUGCUGAAUAUAGAGCUCCAGAAGAAGCCUGGUAAAGGCCUUGGGCUGAGUAUUGUUGGGAAAAGAAAUGACACAGGUGUGUUUGUAUCAGACAUCGUCAAAGGAGGAAUAGCAGAUACAGAUGGGAGAUUGAUGCAAGGAGACCAGAUAUUAACAGUGAAUGGAGAAGAUGUCCGAAAUGCUAAUCAGGAGGCUGUUGCAGCUUUGCUAAAGUGUUCCUUAGGUACAGUAAGACUAGAGGUUGGAAGAAUAAAAGCUGGACCUUUUCACUCUGAGAGAAGAACAUCCCAAAGCAGCCAGGUCAGUGAAGGAAGCGGCAGUCUCUCAUCGUUUGGUUUCCCGGUUUCUGGGUCCAGUGCACCUGAGGUCUUUGAAAGUGGUCUAAAGAAGAAUACCACAGCUUCUGAAAUACAGGGACUAAGAACAGUUGAAAUAAAAAAGAGCCCUGCCGAUUCACUCGGAGUGAGCAUUGCUGGAGGUGUAGGAAGUCCUCUUGGAGAUGUUCCUAUAUUUAUUGCCAUGAUGCACCCAAAUGGAGUUGCAGCUCAGACUCAGAAAUUAAGAGUUGGGGACAGGAUUGUUAGCAUCUGUGGAACAUCUACUGAGGGCAUGACUCAUUCCCAGGCUGUUAAUAUCUUAAAAAAUGCUUCAGGCACUAUUGAGUUGCAGGUUGUAGCUGGAGGAGAAGUAAGUGUCAUAACUGGUCAGCAACAGGAUCCGCCUACGUCCAGCCUUUCAUUUGCAGGACUAACUUCAACUGGCAUUUUUCAGGAUGAUUUGGGACCUCCUCAGUACAAGACCAUUACUUUGGACAGAGGACCAGAUGGCCUUGGCUUUAGUAUUGUGGGUGGCUAUGGCAGUCCACAUGGAGACUUACCCAUUUAUGUGAAGACAGUGUUUGCAAAGGGUGCAGCAGCAGAAGAUGGACGCCUCAAGAGGGGAGAUCAAAUCAUUGCUGUGAAUGGGCAGAGUUUAGAAGGGGUGACCCACGAGGAAGCAGUUGCCAUUCUGAAAAGGACAAAAGGAACAGUCACUUUGACUGUAUUGUCAUAAACUGGCUGCCUGAUGGGUUAGGGUCAACAACACAAUAUUGUUUACUUUCCACAUAGCAAAGAGAAUGGAAAUGUUUUAUGUAGUCUUCUUACUCUUCCAGCUUCACAGGACUGCGUUACAACACUGAAAAAAGUAACAUUUAACCGUAUUUUUGUAUACUUUAGAAAUACUUCUCUUUCUGACAAACCGCUGGGAUGAAGUUAUGUUAGCUAUGGAAACAGAUAUUUUUCCUAUUAGUAAGUCACCGUGGAAAAAAAAGCUUUCAUGAAUAACCGCACAAGAAAAUGUUUUGGUGAGAGACUUUAGAUAUUUGAAUAGUGUUGGAAAAAUUAUAAAUUCACCAAGUCAGCAAGGGGGUUACGUGGGUAGCAGUAGUCAGAAAACAGGACUCAAACGGAACUUUGGGUGAUAAGGGAAAAGUCUGUAAUCUGGAGGCAGAUUCCUUUCAACCCAAACUGUUCAAUGACUAUAUUAUUUCACAAUGCUCCAGUAGAAGAAACUAGGCUGGUGACUUGGGUGACUUGGGUGGAUUAUUUUGUUUGUCUUUUUGUGCGUUUAAAUUUACAAGUGUCAUGGUGUAUCCGAAAAAAAAAAAAAAAAGAAUACUGUGUUUCACUUGGCUUAGGUUUGAGGGUUUCAUUAUUUUGGCUGUGGUGGGGGGUGUUGGUGGUAGUGAUGGUGGUUUUGGAUUUUGUUUGUGGGUUUUGUGGGACUUGUGCUCAGGGCAGAAAAAUCCAUGACUAGUGGAAGGUAUUCCUGGUGACUGAGAAUGCCCAGCAACUGCAGCAUUAGAAGAACUAGACUUUUAAAAUAGGAAUGUUUUAUAGUCUGUAUGGUGAAAACAGCUUUCCUAAUAUGAAGUGUCUGUAAGCAAAGGUUGUCCUCUUCCAACAUGCAAGACUACAUACAGGGUUGAUGCAGACAUUUCUGCAAGCUGCUUGCAUCAGCGCCAUGAACAAACCUCUCAGAGCCGCUCUGCUUAGCUGCCAGUUGAUGUCUGGAUAGAUGUCUGGAUAUUGCCAGGGUGAAAGGAUUGACAUUUAUGGUGUUGCUGCCAUUAUAACUAGCAGCAAAGGUAGAGUCCUCCUUCAACUGAGGAGGCAUAUAACCUGGAGUAAUGGGUUGAGGAUGGGUAAAAACCUGAAAAUGCCUCACAGUAGAAGUGAGGAGUAAUCCAGCAGUGAAGGUUUGCAUCAGUAAUAAGCAGAAGAGCUUAUUUGACAGCUUUGAUAGCUACAACUAUUAUUUUGGGGAUAUUAACUUUAGAGGCACAGAUAGAAGUGUCUAGUAAGUACAAUGCAAGUGGAGCUGUUCUUUGAUCAGCAGCAUGAUCAAUAAAUGCAUCAUUUUCCCAUCACUAAAACUUUAUUUAAAAACUGCACUCAAUGAAACACUUAACUGAUUGUAACCUGCCUGCCUUUGCCUGCCCUGCCCUUAGGAAUCUGGCAGAUAAAGCUUGCUUUUCCCAUUAUUUAUUUUCCUGCUGAAAAAAUUAGCUGAGUCUUUUGAGAGAGGAAAAUAAUAUACUAUUUAGCAGCAGUGUUAAUUAGCAAAAAUGGAAUUUUAGAAGAAGGCCACUAUCUCAACUAUCGCUUAAGAGAAAUAUGAACUGAAAAUGCAGGCAAUGGUCAGGCCAUUAUUAGGGGAUAAUACAAAUGACUGUCUUUCAUUUUAGUGGGUCACAAAAGCAGUGUUAGGAGCGUCUGUCAAAUAGUAUUAACAAAUUGAUAGCUAUGUGUAAGUGAAUUAACAAAAAAGCGUGCUCUAUUUGUCUUUUUAACUGUUCUAGAAGUUACACUGUGGUAGAUAGACUAAGAUGCAAUAAACUAGAUGCUACCAUUACUGGAUGCUGCUGUUACUGAAUUGCUUUUGUACUCAUUGCUUGCCUAGAGUGAGAAAUGCCUACAAGUCACUUUAAAUAGUACCUAUAUUUGUAACAGAAGUAGUGUACAGCUAUUUUGUUACUGUUCUUGUGUCACAAUGGGGGAUGUAAAUUAAUAAAUUCCAACCUGUUAUGAUGAAAUAAAGUUCUGUGUGUGUUA